Messenger RNA from Neoarthrinium moseri, 1278 nucleotides. RefSeq lists its product as uncharacterized. The record is from RefSeq and is a predicted model, not a curated record. Lineage: Eukaryota; Fungi; Ascomycota; Sordariomycetes; Amphisphaeriales; Apiosporaceae. Bases 1 to 1278 code for a protein of 425 amino acids. Gene Ontology annotation, molecular function: DNA-binding transcription factor activity; DNA binding. Gene Ontology annotation, biological process: meiotic cell cycle; positive regulation of transcription by RNA polymerase II. Gene Ontology annotation, cellular component: nuclear chromosome. The transcript has a single exon.
AUGGAUUCCAGCCAGUAUGCCCCGAAAGGUCAGGCCAACAUUCCACCACUGCAACCAGUUGUUACGCAUGGCCAGUUGGUCUAUGUUCAAGGUCAUUCCCAUACGCCUGUCAAGAUUGACAUUCAUGGGACGAUCGACAAGGGGUUCUUUCUCUCUGAUGGUGAAUGGACCUGCUAUCGACGCAAUUACUUCUCCUGCAUCUGCUCAUACAGCCUGACCCCAAACGUGUCGGGAAUAGCAAUGCAAAGUCUCAACGGGAUAGCGAUGCAGUAUACGCCCAACGGCUCGGCCACUGCCUACGAUGUCUACGAGUUCGCCAUGACCAUCUCAGCUGUGGUCGCCGAAAGUGAUUCACACAAUAUUGAACUAGUCCAGCACACCCCCAAACGUGACAAGGGACCCAUUUCCCGACCAGACAGAGUGAAGCUCAGUCCAAAACAGCCGACGCCGACACCCCACCCCCUGGGCGGAAUGUAUACGGAUACGCAUCGCCUUGGUGCUGGAAGCUCUGCGGGCAGCCUGUACGGAGAGUACUCUCAAUCUCCAGGAGGUCACCCAACCGAGCACACUUUUGAGCGCAUUCAGUUCAAACAAGCAACAGCGAACAACGGCAAAAGACGGGCGGCACAGCAGUAUUAUCAUCUAGUAGUGGAACUAUACGCCAACGUCGGCGAACUUGGGAGGGGCGCUCCACACGAGUGGAUGAAGAUAGCACAACGGAAAUCAGCCAAAAUGAUCGUGCGAGGGCGCUCACCAGGUCACUAUCAGUCAGAAAGGAGGGGAAGUACCAGCAGCGGACCGGGCGGGUCAAGUGGCACUCUCGGCAGCUAUUCGGGAUCACAAGUGCCCGACUACGGCGGCGGAUCGUCGAUGCUGGGCACCAGCUACGGUGGCAGUGGUUAUGACCCACGGUCAACUCAUCACUAUGGAAAUUCACGCCACCACGACCUACACAUGGAUCAGGUCAUGUCACCUGAGGAGGCCAAGGUCAUCGACAAUACGAAGGAAUACCAAUACUACCCAACGCCUAUCUACGAAGGCACCGACAUUAGAGAGGGCAUUCCCAUGUUCUCUCCCCGUAACGACCAAGAUUCAGUAAUCCCCUCGCUUUCCCGAAGUGCUGACCCACCAGCAUCCUCCAGGCUCAAACAUGAGCAUGAGCCGAGUCUCCCCAGUAUAUUUUAUCAUCCCGGGCCGGCUUAUUAUGGACAAGGCUGCAGUCGGUUUGAGGGCAAGUCAAGCUCGGCAGGGUACUACCCAAUCCCCCAGUCGACUUGA